Molecule: messenger RNA, 1314 nt
Organism: Triticum turgidum subsp. durum (durum wheat)
Lineage: Eukaryota; Viridiplantae; Streptophyta; Magnoliopsida; Poales; Poaceae
Source: the annotation of a GenBank genome assembly
AUGGCCGGAAGCCGCCGCCGCCGCCGCGGAAGAGCGCGGGUGCCGCAGCAGGGUGCCGAACCCUUGCCGCCGGAAGACACCGCUCUCAGCUCCAGAGAAGUUACCACUGUAGAGAUGCCGUCUAAGAACACCUGCCCCGCCUCAGCCUCUACCUCCCCACCAUUGUCUGGACCUCAUGUUUGUGCAGAUCUCGUGGACAGCCUGCUUCAUGAAAUUCUGCUUCACGAAAUUAUCGCUCUCUUUAACUCAUUCCAUGACUUCCUUGCUUUCAUUGGCACAUGCCACUCUUGGCGCACUGCAGUCUCUACCUUUCCAUCUGCGCAUACAUUCAGCUUCCCGCCACUUCACUUCAAACCAGAUGGUUCUUAUGUUCAUCCACAUAAUGGCGAUAUCAAGCCCAUCCUUUUAUCUAAUUGCAAAUGGCAGCUCAGUGAUCCUACCAAGAAAGACUUAUCCCUUGCGUGUUCAGUGCCUGAAAAUAGUCCAAAUACAAUGCACUAUUUGGGCUGUUCAUAUGGGUAUCUUAUCUUCUCCUACAAGGAGUACUGCCUCCUUGUCGAUGUGUACACUGGCACCAAGGUGAAUCCCCCUAAACUCCCAGCCAGCAACCAACUUGGAUACUUUUGUGGCAUAGGCAUCCUUACGGCUCCAUUAAUUUCACCCAACUCUCGCCUCCUCCUUUUCUCGAGGGCUUCCAUGUUUGAGUGGCAGGUUGGAACAAACUUCUGGUCCGAGCACCCUCUUGAUAUUGGUCGUGAACGCAUCUAUCAGAUUGUGUCCUUUAAAGAUGAUAUCUUUGUCAUAGAUGCUUUUCUGAGGCUCCACACUAUACACUUGUCACCUCAGUUCAGCAUGCGAGAAGUAGUAAUUCAAUGGGAGUUCCUGCCUAUUAACUCGUGGUUGGUGGUCUGUGGUGACAUGCUUCUCAUGGUUGUUCAAAGCUUAAGCUCCAGCGAAUCAGAUGUCUUAUUCAACUCAACCUUUAAGGUCUAUCGCCUCAAUUUUUCUAUUGAACCGGCAAAGUGGGUGAAGUUAGAGAAGUUGGAAAAUCAUGCGUUGUUUGUUAGUCUUGAUAGGAGGGACCCUACAUUCUGCUGCAUCAGCCCGGAAAGAUGGGGAGGAAAGAGUAACUGCAUUUAUUUUGCGAGGCUAUCUGAUGAUCCUGAUGAGACUUGGACUGCGGUCGAGCUUGGUCAGCCAGUACAAAAAAGAACAGUUCACCCCAUGUUCUAUGGUCGUGCGUCCCCUCCCGACUGCGGUCUACUAAGUAACCUUUGGGUGUUCCCCAGUUUAAUUUAUGGUUCUGGCCAGUAA